This is a messenger RNA of Cyprinodon variegatus (sheepshead minnow), 2091 nucleotides long. It is a transcript of the gene hand2, whose product is annotated as heart and neural crest derivatives expressed 2. Gene Ontology annotation, biological process: heart development; regulation of transcription by RNA polymerase II. NCBI's taxonomy places the organism in Eukaryota, Metazoa, Chordata, Actinopteri, Cyprinodontiformes, Cyprinodontidae. Bases 500 to 1234 code for a protein of 244 amino acids. The transcript has 2 exons. Gene Ontology annotation, molecular function: RNA polymerase II transcription regulatory region sequence-specific DNA binding; protein dimerization activity; DNA-binding transcription factor activity, RNA polymerase II-specific. The record is from RefSeq and is a predicted model, not a curated record.
CUCUCCCUCUCUCCCUCCCUCUCUCUUGUAGCCAGGCGGACUCUUCAUCAGUCAGUCUCAGAGGGGUGACCCAGGAUCGGCUCAGGCUGCUCCCUCUUAGCGCACAGCUCUGCUGCUGACAGUUGACAGCUGACUGACGGAGAUGAGCUGCAGGAGAGGGAAGAGGGAAGAGCCCAGGUCUGUUUUCCUGUGAGAGAGUCUCUGCAGUCUUACUUCACCACGACCAAAAGAUGAAGAAGUGCGACGUUCAAAACAAGGAAGUUGUUCCAGCAGCAGAGAGCGGCCUGCAGGCCCGGUGAGUGUCCCGGGAAUACUGAGCGGGGAUUCCCUGAUGGGAAUAUUAUCCAAGAUGCAAAAAUCUGCACGGAAGGGAUUUUAACCAAGGCGCCCCCCCACCACCCUGCAGCAUCUGUUUGGCCCCUUUUAGGUCUGUCUGCUUGUGUGUGAGUGUGUGUGAGUGUGUGUUCUCGCGCCGGAGUGUGCCACAGUGAGCAGGACUAUGAGUCUGGUCUCGGGCUACCCUCACCACCCGAUCAUGCACCACCACGACAGCCACCACUAUUCGCUGCACGCGGCGGCCGGACGGUGCCACGAGGACAGCGGUGCCCCUCCGUACUUCACGAGCUGGCUGAUCAGCCACGCGGACAUGUCCCCCACAGACUACAGCCUCGCGCCGGGCUACAGCCCGGAGUAUCACACCAACAGCGGGGGCGACUCCUCCGGCGGCCUGGACGCGCGCCAUCACCACCACUACGGACCGGGAAACCACCUCCUCCCGGGUCCCGGGACCAUCUCGGUGAACGGAGCCACGGUCGGCAUGCAUCACCACCAUCACCACGCGCACCCCCGCACCAUUAAGCGGAGACCCACCGCAAAUCGCAAGGAGAGGCGGCGGACCCAAAGCAUCAACUCGGCCUUCGCGGAGCUCAGGGAGUGCAUCCCCAACGUACCGGCAGACACCAAGCUGUCCAAGAUCAAGACUCUGCGGCUGGCCACCAGCUACAUCUCCUACCUGAUGGACAUCCUGGACAAGGACGGCCAGCACGGAGACACGCAGGCGUUUAAAGCCGAACUGAAAAAAACGGAGGCCCGGGAUGAACGCAGGAAAAGAGAGACGGUGGAGAUCCCUAAAGCUGCCUCCUCAUCUUCGUCCUCGUUGUCAGUAGGAGAUAAGAAGAGCAAAGGUCGGACAGGAUGGCCUCAGCAUGUCUGGGCCCUGGAACUCAAACAGUAGUGAACCCUCCACUCCCAAACUUGACCCCCAGGCUCUGAUGAGCUUUGAGGCUGCUCUGCCACAGCUCUCUCAGGCUUCCCACAGCAGCGGGGCUGGAUGGACGCUGCAUAUGGACCUCCUGCUGCUGGGCCAUGGAAGGAGCCAGUGUCAGAGCUGGAGUCCUGCCAAAGGGCCCCAUCCACACAGGGACCAGCGCAAUUCUUUCCCCGGCACACUUCUGAACAGACCAAGCCACCCCCAGCCCAAACACACACAUUCAAACGCAUCUGUUUACUAAUGUUUCUGCAUAGCUGACCACACCAACGGGGAAUUGUGUGUGUUUUAUUUAAGGGAAUAUAUUUAUGUUUAAGUGGCCAUUAAACGGGUUUCUGCAAGAACUCUAACUCUGAUGUAUGUGAACACAUCUCUCUCUCUCCUACCGCAGUUUUAGGUUGUAAACGUAUAGUGCCGUCACACCGUUGACAGAGUGUCCGUGUUUUUGUGUGAAAAUGUGCUAGGAGUCUAAUUAAUGCUUCUCGUGGGAUGUAAACAGUGUCGUAAAAAGAAUAAAGGCACCGCGUGGUGAAAAGGUGACUGGUUCAAACUGGGCUUAUCUCUGCAUCUCAAAGAGUACCAGGUUGGUUUUUACCGCAUUUUCCUUCACAUCAUUAUCAUAGUUUAUUACAUUUAGACCAGAUACUAAUUUAACAGAAAUCACUAAGAUGGAAAUGUGCUUUCUGCCAGAAAUUGUGCAUCAAUUUUGUGGCCUUAAAAUACGGGGCAAAAUAAACAUGCAUGCAUAGUCGUAUAAAUUUCUAAAUCUGUCAAUAUAUCUAGUUAAAUUUUUAUUUGUUCCUCGCCACCUGCGGUAACUAGCU